Messenger RNA from Branchiostoma floridae (Florida lancelet), 3020 nucleotides. RefSeq names its product kelch repeat and BTB domain-containing protein 8-like. The record is from RefSeq and is a predicted model, not a curated record. The coding region runs from base 22 to 1782 and encodes 586 amino acids. The transcript is spliced from 5 exons. Gene Ontology annotation, molecular function: protein binding. NCBI's taxonomy places the organism in Eukaryota, Metazoa, Chordata, Leptocardii, Amphioxiformes, Branchiostomatidae.
UAUGCUAUCAUCAUCAACAACAUGGCUGCCACAAACCAAGAAACCCACGCCAGGACAGAUCAACCUCGGGCCUACCAAGACAAGAGCUACCUACACGGGUUUCUUGGAACUGUGAGUGACUUUCAGAAGACUGGGGUACUGCAGGAUGUCGUCCUUCAAGUCGAAGGCCGAUGGUUUCCCUGCCAUCGCCUUGUUCUGUCCGCGGCCAGCCCCUACUUCAUGGCCAUGUUCACCAGGGGCAUGGUGGAAAGUCGACAGACGAAGGUUGUUUUACAGGGUUUGGAUGCAGACAUGUUUGGGGAGAUCCUAAGUUAUAUCUACUCAGGAACCCUCCAUGUGUCUAUGGACACAGUGCAGCUCCUGUACCAGGCAGCCGACCUCCUCCAACUGGACUAUGUGAGAGACACCUGCAGCAACUACAUGGCUAUGAACGUAGAGCGCUCCACCUGUGUGGACCUGUACAUGUUUGCUGAUGUCUUCUCUGUGAACGUUGUCCGGAAAGCCUGUCUACAGGAGAUUGUUAGGCACUUUUCUGAGCUUGCCUCCAGUAAGGAGUUUUGCAGCCUGAGUGUGAAUCAGCUGACUGAGAUCAUCAGCAACGAUGAGCUGGAUGUUAAAGAGGAGACAAUAGUGUGGGAGGCUGUGGUGAGAUGGGUGCAGCACAGCAGGGAAGACAGACUGCACCACCUACCCAGUAUCCUCCCUCACAUCCGCUUCAACUUGCUGACCUCAGAUGACACGGCAGCCAUCUUGGAUCACCCCCUGGUCAGGGAGGAUGCUGGAAGUUUUAAAGUCAUCAGGAAAGUAGUAAAUGACAUUUCGUAUCUGAGGAAGAGGUUCGGUAUGGACACAAUGGAAAUGGCUCUACUUCUAAGUUUCAGAAAGAAAGAGAUUCUCUUCAUGAACCCUCGUGAAGGAAAGUACAUCCGCUGCAGUUACGGUCCUAAAGACCAUGGUUAUAUCUCAGCCAUGACAGCCACAAGCGAUGACAACAUCUACAUGCUGGCUAGUGACUUAGAAGAUUCUAGUAAGUUGUGCAUGUUUAGGUACGAGCAUCUGAAGAACGUGUGGGCACGUGUGUGUUCAUUAUCUGCGUUCAUGAAGCCUGGAAAUCAUUGGCUUGGCUACAAAGAGCACCUUGUUGAAGUUGAUCAGUGUCUAUACUACAUUGGCUUGGUACAGAGAAGAAGCGAUUCCUUUAUAUGGAUGAGAAAGUACAACCAGCAGAAGGACCAAUGGCAGGUCUGUAACGGGCUGUAUCUUGAUGCAGAUCUAGAUGCAUUCCAUGGUGCAGUAGUGCCCUGUGGUCCACACCUCUAUUUCAUCACCAAGUUAAGACUGUAUCGCUACGACCCGAGCCGAGACCUAUGGGUACAGAGGACCCCGACGACAAAAUGUGGUCUUUCACCCUCGACAGCCGUCGCCAUGGGAACAGAGAUCUUCUGCACGGAUGCUCUGUUUACCAAGACUAUGGUGUAUGACACAUGGGCAGACAACUGGCAGCAACUGCAAGGCUGGUCAGCUCCAGAAUCGCCCCCUCCCCGGGCCUCUAGAUUCUUCGUAUUGGAGAACAAGCUGCACAUCUUGUUAGAAACCCACGGCACUGGCAACGUUACUGCCACUGACGGUGCAGCUUUGCGCUAUCUCGUGUAUGUGUAUGACAGGUCUGCUAAUGCCUGGAGAGAUCUGAAGGCUACCAUACCUGGCAAUGAUUACGUGGUGUGUGGUUCCAUGUGUCUUGUGGCACCACAUAUGUACCGCCCACAUUUGGAUGAGCUGUAAUGAUUCACGUAGAGGUUUGAAUGCACCAAACUACGAUGAAUUAGCUGUCGAAGAUGAUUUACUUUCAUAGUACGUUUUUGAUGAACCGAGAGUACAAAAUGUGUAGGUGUUGAGUUCACGAGAAAAUAGUAGUUGUGUUUUCUCUUCAGUUAGUUGUUUGUAUGAGCAUGAAUUGACCUGUCAUAGUUGGAUUCGGCAGGACAGGACUGUUAAAUGAUCGAUAUGUCUUGGUACAAUUCUUUUUUUUUAUUGAAUGCCCAGACUGUUAAUAGUACUGCACUAAUUCUUUGAUGUUAAUCUGAAAUUGGUGCUUGUUUCAGCAUACAAAGGUAUUUUUUUGCUUCAAACCUGUAUUGGUUUUGGGUUAGACAUUAGGAAGAAUGUUAACGUUAAGAAGGAAAUGGAAUGUCCUGUCAUGACACACCUAAUGUACUGUAAGUGCCUUAAGUUAAAGAUUUCAGGACUUCUUUUUUUGCAGUUGAGAGAAAACAGAUUCACGAUUUGAUUUUUUUAUCAAGUGUAGAUGGCCAAAAAACAGUACAAGUAUUUUUGCUGUUGUGUUCAGUUUACGUUGAACAUGUCACCGCAAUAGCUACAAACAGUAAACUUCUGAAAAACUUAAACAUUUUGCGUCUUAAAUCUUUAUACCAAGGCUGUUGCCUUUAUGAAUUAUUCCAAUUCUCUUUCAACUGACCUUUGAUUACUAAUUUUAUUAUAACCCAUAUAUACAAUUUUAGACAUAUUUCCAUUGAUUUGAUGGUUUAUCAAUCUCAUUGCACUAUAUAUAAUUUUAAAGCUUAUUUUGUAUCCUCAUGAUGCUUAAUACGCAUUUAGCACAGUAUACUCAUGCAUGCAUUCGUGCAUUUUGUCAAUGACACAUCGAUCCUCUCUACCAUUUAAUAGAAAUAGUUCUUCCUUAAAUUCGCCUUGUAUAGGAUAGUACUUUGUACAUCUAAAGCUAAAUAUGUUUCUUUAUAAAGGCUGUUUUUCUAUGAAUGACCUGAUCAUUGCGUCUUAAAACACUCUUGAACGUUUAUUACUAGACAAGAGCCUUUCUUGAGAAUACAUGUACUGUUCAUUCACUCAAACCCAGAAUGAAGAUAUAACAGUUAGAUAUCAAUACCUGUAAAUAACACGUUGGCUACUUGUGCAUGAAAAUCAGUCUUCAGUGAAUCUGAAUGAAUCAUACUAUUGUACAUAAUUCAACCAACAUUACAAUAAACUCAUCAACAACUUCA